Molecule: messenger RNA, 1393 nt
Organism: Clupea harengus (Atlantic herring)
Lineage: Eukaryota; Metazoa; Chordata; Actinopteri; Clupeiformes; Clupeidae
Gene: spaw
Product: southpaw
Cellular component (GO): extracellular region
Molecular function (GO): cytokine activity; growth factor activity
Source: RefSeq, a predicted model, not a curated record
GUCACACAGUCCCGUUCGGAGGAAGGAGGCACGGAUCUCUCUAUUUGUCCUUUCGCCGGUGAAAGUUUCAGUCGGUGUCAAUAGUCUUAGAAACCGCUCAGUUCUCAGAAACCAUGGACGCCUUGGGUUUUACUGUCCGUGUAGCUAUGGUGUACUACUGUAUGGGUCAGAUAAGCAACUCUGGUUUUAUUGCAGCCAGUGGUUCAUCCGACCACUGGUAUCUUAACGGCUCGAGGUUGGCUUUCAGUGGAAUCGCACAUCACCAGGGCAUCUUUCCACUCUAUAUGAUGCAGCUUUACCGGUCAUACCGAUCGGCUGACCGCGAGUCUUUAGGCACCACCGACGAGGCCUUGCCUCUGCGUCAGGCGGACUCAGUUGUGGCACUAAUGGCAAAAGGGUGUUAUCAGGUUGGUGAUCACUGGAGCAUUACUUUUGACCUCACAUCCUUGCGGCGGAGUGACGAGGUGCAUCUGGCAGAGCUGCGACUCCGAGUGCCAGAGUUCUGGGGCUCCAAACGCGCUCUGCUGGACGUGUUCCACGCACACGAUGGUAACCAACGGCUACUGCUGGGCCGGAUCCGUGCCGCGCCCCUGCACAGGCCCAACUCAUGGCAGGUCUUCAACGUCAGCACGCUGCUCAGACACUGGCUGCAGCAGGGCCAGGCUCUAUACAGCCCGGAAGGAGCGGAGCUCGGGAGUGGUUGGACCGAGGAGGGUAGUGGUGAUGACAUUAAGGACAUGGUUAACCUGCCGUCCCGUCGCCCAGGACUCCACCACAGGCCGGGGGUCAAUCACGCGACGGCCGGGCGUGUGAUGAUGGUGGUCUUCUCCGAGCAGCGGAUCAGAAGCCCGGCGCCCAGUUUACUGCGGACCGCACAGAACUCCAAACACGUCACCCCUCAGGCGGUCCCACCCGCGACGCCCAAGGGAGGCCCGCCGGGGCGGAGGCACAAGAGGAACCGGCUGGUCCCGGAGCACCGCCCCCCCCCGCCCGAGGCCUCGCCCGAGACCGAGACCCAGGCCACGCCCGAGACCACGGCUAGGCCACUGUGCCGACGGGUGGACAUGUGGGUAGACUUUGACCAGAUUGGCUGGGACCAGUGGAUUGUCCACCCUAAGCGCUAUAACGCACACCGCUGUGAGGGCGAGUGUCCCUCUCCUCUGGAUGAGAGCUUCAAGCCCACCAACCAUGCAUACAUGCAGAGUUUGCUGCGGAUGUACCACCCCGAGCGGGUGGCGUGUGCCUCCUGUGUGCCCACGCGCUUGAGCCCGCUGUCCAUGCUGUACUACGAGGACGAUGGUGUGGUGCUUCGACAUCACGAGGACAUGGUGGUGGAGGAGUGUGGCUGCCAGUGAAUCAUACACACACACACACACAGACACACACGACACAC